AUGGAGCCAGGUCUCGGCUCGAGUUUUUCGGUGUUGGACAAUGCACAGCUUUGUAAGCUUUUUGUCGGGGGUCUUAACCCACAAACUGACGAGUUUGGCCUAAGGAAACAUUUCGAGGCCUUCGGCUCCCUGACAGACUGUGUCGUGAUGAUGAAUCCCCAAACCAACCGUUCCCGCUGUUUCGGCUUUAUCACGUUCUCCACCGUUAAGGAGGCCGAUGCGGCCGUGGCAGCCUCGCCCCACACUGUGGACGGCAACCGGGUGGAGCUGAAGCGAGCCGUGGCCAGAGAGGACUCUUGCAGACCGGGGGCCCAUGCGCGGGUCAAGAAGAUCUUUGUUGGUGGCCUUAAAAGUGACAUGGUUGAGAGUGACCUGGUGGAGCACUUUUCGCAAUUUGGACCGGUGGAGCGGGCCGAGAUCAUCCUCCACAAGCAGUCGGGCAAGAAGCGGGGCUUUGGUUUUGUCUACUUCUUUGACCACGAUACUGCAGACAAGGCCGCCGUGGUCAAGUUCCAUCCCAUCCGAGGCCACCGAAUCGAGGUCAGGAAGGCGUUGCCUAAGGAAGACAUGAGUCAAUGGGGCCUCGAUCUGCCCAUCCUGGGGAGCAGCUGCAGCUGGAGACCUUCCACCCGAGCUCGUGCAGGUCUUUCUUCCAGCCCAAGCCCUGACCCCAGCCCCAAACCUAGCACCAGUCCCAGCCCCAUCCCUAGCCCCAGCCCCAUCCCUACUACCCAACUCCAAUCUGCUGAGGGUCUCACACCUGCUGGGUGGCGGGGCCCCAGACUAGCCGGAUGGUUGGGCCCCAAACCUUCCGGGUGGUCGACCCCCAAACAUGCCGGGUGGUCGGCCCCCAGAUCUGGUGGGUGGUCGGUCCCCAGGUAUGCCGAAGAACAUGAAGUUAGAUCUGCCGGGAGCUCCACCCCUGAAUCUGAGGGGGGUGGUGCCUCUGCAUCUGCCAGGAGUCCUGAUCUGAAACCCGAUGGAGACGCCGAGUCCAAAAGUGAAGGAAGUGUCAUCCCCACGUUUGGUUGGAUCCCCAGGCCCAAAUCUAGUUGGGGCCUCGAGCACAAAUCCGGUUGGGACUCUGAUCCCAGAUCUCGAGGGGGACCCAAACCUAGGGGAGAUCCUGACUCCAGACCCCCGGGAGGGACCCAUCCCAAAUUUUCCCUCGUAUCCUGGGACCCUGGCUUCAGCGCCACCCCUGCUACUGGCCCUGCGUCUGAUCCGAUGCCUGCUUCCGAUUUUGGCAUGGGCCUAGAGCCCAGCCCUUCCUUUACCUUAGGCUCUAGCUCCAAAUCUGAGCCUAAAUCUAGUUUGGGUCUUGACCUCAAACGGGCCCCAAGCUAUUACAGAGGUUUUACCCCCAAGCCUGGUAUUGCCUUAAACCCCAAAGCCGGCUCUGGCCCUAGGCCAGGUGGGCUACUAGGCCCCAGGCCUGGCGGAGGCUCUGGUCCUAGGCCUGGCGGGGGCAGCGGUGGUGGUGGGGGCAGCAGCUCUGGCCCCAGGCCCGGUAGUCUAGGCCCCAGGCCCGGGGGAUCAGCCUCGGGCCCAGGUCCAAGCCCAAGCCCGGGCCUUGGCCGAGGGAGUGGCCCUCGCCGCAACAUAAUCCGUGGGUCACGCGGCCCUCGAGGCCGUGGCCGAAGCUUUGAAAGCUCUCGGGGCUACCGUGGGGGGAGCGAGUAUCGUGGGGGGAGCGAGUACCGGGCUGGCUACAGCCACAGCCGAGGUUUCCUUGGGUCUUUGAAGAGGCGUUGGGGGUGGAGGCUGCGAUGGCGAUGGCGGCAGCCCGAUGGCGAUGGCAGCAGUGACGGCAGCGGUGACGGCAGCGGUGACGGCAGCGGUGACGGCAGCGGUGACGGCAGCGGUGACGGCAGCGGUGAUGGUGGCGGCGGCGAUGGCGAUGGCGGUGGCGGUAGCAGUGAUCCUGAGCAGCAGUGGCAGCAACACGACAACGUCGGCGUCGAAGGAGAGGACUGGAAGGAGAGAGGGUCGGCUGAAGGGGGUUGGGAUUCUAGUGAGAAGGUGACUUGA
Antechinus flavipes (yellow-footed antechinus) is the source of this 2031-nucleotide messenger RNA. Its product is annotated as DAZ-associated protein 1-like. NCBI's taxonomy places the organism in Eukaryota, Metazoa, Chordata, Mammalia, Dasyuromorphia, Dasyuridae. Gene Ontology annotation, molecular function: RNA binding. The transcript has 2 exons. The record is from RefSeq and is a predicted model, not a curated record. Bases 1 to 2031 code for a protein of 676 amino acids.